Messenger RNA from Eurytemora carolleeae, 932 nucleotides. Its product is annotated as low choriolytic enzyme. The coding region runs from base 1 to 786 and encodes 261 amino acids. The record is from RefSeq and is a predicted model, not a curated record. Gene Ontology annotation, molecular function: metalloendopeptidase activity; zinc ion binding. Lineage: Eukaryota; Metazoa; Arthropoda; Copepoda; Calanoida; Temoridae. The transcript is spliced from 5 exons. Gene Ontology annotation, biological process: proteolysis.
AUGGUUGUUUUGAAGAGUUUCAUUAUCCUUGCUGUUGGAAUGUACAGUUCAUCAGUAUCAGCUGAAUGUAGUUUCAGAAAUGAUGAUGCAAUAAAAAAGAAACCUGUUGGUGGUGAAGAUUACAAUUUACGUCCAGAUCCUCAUUAUAGCUGGAGCAAUGUACGUGGUGUAACAACUGUUCGAUAUAUAUUUGAUAAAUCAGUCGAAGAUGAUCAAUUAACAAAAAAGGCUUUUCUGGAUGUUAUGAGAGAACUUGAAGCUCGAUCAUGUUUGAAGUUUGUACCCACUAAAUCCAAAAGCCAGAAAUACUUAUUUAUUUUUGCCGGAAAUGACUGCAUGUUUAACGAUGUUACUGGCGGGGUUAAAUAUGAUUCUGGAUUGCAAACACAGACUCUGGAGAUGUCCCAUAGACUAUGUAACCGUAACCUGCAGCAGACUAAAACUUCUUACUACAAAGUAAUACGUCACGAGUUUCUUCAUGUUUUUGGCCUGAUGCAUACACAAACUAGAUGGGACAGGAAUCAAUAUGUUAAUGUUAACACCAAAAAUCUUGUGGACUCUAAAGAAGCAAGAUAUCAGUAUGAAAUAUGCAAAGACUGUGACACACUUGAUGCCCCAUAUGAAUGCAAUUCAAUAAUGCACUAUAAGACUAAUACCUAUGCUAUCAACCCCGAAAAACCAGUUAUGACUUCCAUAAAUAAAUCAUGCAUCAUAAAACCCUCCAAUUAUUUAACUAACGAGGACUGGAAACUCCUAAACAAAGCUGCAAAGUGCCCUAAAAUCUAAACACAAAGAAAGUUGGUUCAGAACCUGAUCAGUUGGUCACAGCUCCAAUCAUUUUCAAUUUUCAAAAUUUUUGGAUAAAUUUUUAGAGAAAAUCUUGCAUGUGUUUUCUUAUUAAGUUUGUUUCAAUAAAAUAAUUAGACAGUAAA